Molecule: messenger RNA, 1226 nt
Organism: Rubroshorea leprosula
Lineage: Eukaryota; Viridiplantae; Streptophyta; Magnoliopsida; Malvales; Dipterocarpaceae
Source: the annotation of a GenBank genome assembly
GUGCCAGUCUUGAUAAAGAUGUGCGUAAAACUAUUAAAGAGGUGAAGAGGAUUCGAAAGAGGCACAUUUUCGAAGGAGGCCUUGGCAUUGGGAGAGCUCCAGCUUGUGGAAUUGUAAUUCCAACAGAAAAUUUAGAGGGUGAAAUUUCUACAAAAGAUGAAAUUUGGGAGCACUUGAUGGGCAAUAAAGUUGGAAUGAUUGGGGUUUGUGGUAUUGGUGGAGUUGGUAAGACUACAAUCAUGAAGCAUGUUAACAAUGAUUUGCAGACAGAGAGUAGAUUUCAGAAAGUGAUUUGGGUUACUGUAUCAUAUCCUCUCAAUGUUUUAGAACUACAAAAGAAGAUUGCACAUGCUAUGGGCAGAACACUUCCAGAAGAUGAAGAAAUGGUGCGGGCUGCAGCACUAAUGAAGAUGAUGGGAAGAGUGAGAUUUGUGCUAAUAUUAGAUGAUGUAUGGGAAAAUUUUUCUUUGACUGAUGUUGGAAUCCCAAAACCGACACUCCAGAAUGGGUGCAAAGUCGUUGUCACCAGUAGAUCGGUUGCUGUAUGCAAUUUUUGGGGUUGUGAGAUUGUUAAAGUGCAGCCUCUUUCACCAGGGGAGUCUUUAAAUCUAUUCCUCAAUAGGGUUGGACAUGAUGUUUUACAAGUUGCAGGAUUGGAAGAAAUUUUGAAGCUUAUUGUGAAGGAGUGCGCCGGUUUACCGCUGGCAAUUGUUGUAGUAGCAGGGUGCAUGAGGGGAGAAAAAGACAUUAUAGAGUGGAGAAAUGCACUAAAUGAAUUACGCCAGAAUGUAAAGAGUGUGAAAGUUGAGGAGGAUAUGAUAUUUAGGCGGUUAAAAUUUAGUUACGACCGUCUAAGAAGUUUGCAAAUCCAAAAAUGUUUUCUUUAUUGCUCCUUGUUCCAAGAAGAUUAUGAGUUUUAUAGAAAGGAGUUGAUAGAUGGUUGGAUUGAUGAAGGAUUGAUUGAUGGGUCGGGAAGAAAAGAAGUUUAUGAUAGGGGUCAUGGUUUUUUAAAUAUGCUGGAAAAGAACUGCUUGUUAGAGAAAACUGUUAAUAGUUCUUCUGAAGAAGUUUUUAAGAUGCAUGAUGUUGUGAGAGACAUGGCUAUCAAAUGCAUUGGUCUUGGAUGUGGAUAUAUGGUAAAAGCUGGCAUGAAAUUGACAGAGGUGCCGAAUGACAGUGAGUGGGUAGGAGAUCUUAAGAAGGUAUCUCUAAUGGCAAAUGACAUU